AUGGUUGAGGAUAACGAUAGUGGGAUUCAGCAGAUUCAACUGCUUAAUGGAUUUGAGGAUUUAUAUGGUGGAGUCAUUCUGGAGAUCAAGGAGGAUAUGGAUGCUGAUGUGUUUGGCCCCUUGCUCCGAGCUUCAACAUCAAGCUGGAAACUACAGGGGAAGAAGGAUGUCUGGCUCAAAUUGCCCUGGGAGUAUUCACAUCUUGUCGACAUUAUAGUAAAGGCUAGAUUAUCAAAAUCCCCCUUCUCCUUCGGCCUUCUUAAAAACAUCCUUGGAGUUGAACGCUCUUCUUGGAUGCUCGACCCCGGCAUGGACGGCAUCGACCCCGACCCCUCCGACUUCGGUUGCUCCGUCGCCCUCAACAUGAUCCCAUCGGCGACAUCUUCGACGCCUCUCCCGCCGGCGACAUCGACCGGCGCCAACGUGCGGUCGCAGAGUCCUCGGCCUCCCCCACUUCGCCGCCGCAGAGACCGGCCUCGUUCCAGGCGACGGGAGUUCAAUAAAUGGGUGGAUUUAGGAUUCAAGCGCCACCAUGCCGAAGCAAGUCGCUUGAUGCUUGUCUGCUGGCUUCCUGAGAUCCCUCAUACUGUUGCCAUGGAUGCUUCACGGAUGGUCGGCGUUGCUGCUUUUGUGUUGAAUGAUAGAAGAGAGGUGCUUGUAGUCCAAGAGCGUAAUGGAAUGUUCCAAGAUACGGGUGUGUGGAAACUCCCCACUGGAGUUCUGAAUGAGGGUGAGUAUAUAUGUCAUGCGGUUGUCAAGGAAGUUAAGGAAGAGAUGGGAGUAGACACUAAAUUCGUGGAAGUCCUCUGUUUCAGACAAAGCCACAAAUCAUUCUUCACGAAGUCAGAUUUGUUCUUCCUUUGUGUGCUUCAGCCAGAAUCUGCUGCAAUUGAGUUACAGAAUGUAGAGACCGAGGCAGCAAAGUGGAUGCCAAUUGAGGAGUACGCAGCACAACCUUUCAUCGUUGAAAACAAGCAAUUCAAUUUUAUGGCGAACAUAUGCUUGGCAAAGGCUGAUCAUUGCUACCCGGGUUCUGCUGUUUUGGCCACAACUGCUGGGGUGGCAGAAGGACUUCCAUCUAAUGCAAUAACCCCGAAAUUGAGGAGAACUUGGCAAGUUGCGUGUAAUUCCUGGAUUGUGAUGCGGAACUUCUUCCUUGGACCCAGGCCUACUGGGCCGUGUUGAUCCCCACCGCCGAUUUUGUGGGCCGCACAUGUAGGCUAGGCAAGAAUUUUCCGGUUGCGAUGUCGCAUGGUCUUUUGCUUCUUGUUUUUUGGAGAUAUAGGGGCUCAUUGUUUUUCCCAUCUUCAAUUCGUAGACUGAAAUCUUGUGUUUGCCUGUGUUGCCGAUGUCUGGGCUUUUUCAGCCCUUGGAAUGGUGUAAAUGAUGGUUUGUCUAUAGUUUCCCAACAGAUUUUUACUGU
Messenger RNA from Eucalyptus grandis, 1423 nucleotides. Its product is annotated as nudix hydrolase 7-like. Lineage: Eukaryota; Viridiplantae; Streptophyta; Magnoliopsida; Myrtales; Myrtaceae. The transcript is spliced from 10 exons. Gene Ontology annotation, molecular function: ADP-ribose diphosphatase activity; NAD binding; NADH pyrophosphatase activity. The coding region runs from base 1 to 1185 and encodes 394 amino acids. The record is from RefSeq and is a predicted model, not a curated record.